This is a messenger RNA of Rhodamnia argentea, 1605 nucleotides long. Its product is annotated as plant UBX domain-containing protein 4. The transcript has 4 exons. Gene Ontology annotation, biological process: Golgi organization; nuclear membrane reassembly; membrane fusion. The record is from RefSeq and is a predicted model, not a curated record. Lineage: Eukaryota; Viridiplantae; Streptophyta; Magnoliopsida; Myrtales; Myrtaceae. The coding region runs from base 116 to 1387 and encodes 423 amino acids. Gene Ontology annotation, molecular function: ubiquitin binding. Gene Ontology annotation, cellular component: cytosol; nucleus.
AGCAAAGACAGCUAUGGAUCCCCCAGUCACUCCAUCGACAUUCGAAUCGCAGCUGACUUGAGAAGAAACACAAGCAGCGGCUCCAUCGAAGAGUCUCAGCCCCCAACCAAUCGCCAUGGACAACGAGCCCAUGGAGUCGGCGCUCAAGGGCGACGAGGACAACGCCGCCACGAUCAACUCCUUCCGCGAGAUCACUUCUUCCUCUCGUGAGGAGGCCGUCUUCUUCCUCGAGAGCCACAAUUGGGACCUCGACGCCGCUGUCUCGACGUUCCUCGACAACAACACCCUCGCCGACGCUCCCCCGCUCCCCGUCCCCGUCCCCGUUCCCGUCCCGGCUUCCCCUAACUCGCCCUCUCAGUCGCCUUCCUACUCCCCGUCGCUGGCGCAGUCCCCAUCGCUGUCGUACUCCCCGUCGCGGUCCCCGUCGAGGUCCCGAUCGGCUUCGCCGGCCAGGGCUCCCUACGAGCUGCGCUCGCGCCGCGCUACCAAGGCGAAGAAGAAGCCGGAUAAGCCGUCCGGCAGCCGGACACGCGGCGUCCGCACGCUGGCGGAUCUGAACCAGCCAGUUGAUCAUGGCUCGGACAGCGACUCUGACGAACCGCAGGAGUACUAUACUGGUGGCGAAAAGAGUGGAAUGCUUGUCCAAGAUCCCACCAAGGGGAAUGAUGUAGAUUCAAUUUUUAAUCAAGCUAGAGAAAGGGGUGUGGAAAGACCUGCUGAUAACCAGUCAUCAAGAUCAAGAAGCUUUACUGGUCGAGGGAGAUUGCUUUCUGGGGAGGUCAUCUCAUCUGCUCCUGAGCACCCUGAAGUGGUCACCCACACAAUUACGUUUUGGCAGAAUGGAUUUACUGUUGAUGAUGGUCCUCUGCGGAGGAUGGAUGAUCCUGAAAAUGCUCAAUUCUUGGAGAGCAUCAAGAAUUCAGAGUGUCCUCAAGAACUUGCUCCAGCUGAUCGGAGGACUGCAGUGCAUGUUGAUCUUGUGAGGCGCGAAGAACCCUACAACGAACCAAAGAAACCCCAAUUUCCAUUCCGUGGAACAGGAAGAACUCUAGGCAGCACAAGCAGCUCUCCUGCUGCUUCUGAACCCACUGUUGCUGCCUCUUCCAUUAAUACUCCACCAACUCCGUUCAUGGGUCUAGUGGUGGAUGAUUCGUUGCCGUCCACUUCUAUUCAACUCAGGUUAGCCGAUGGGACGCGCAUGGUCUCUCGCUUCAACUAUAGCCAUACGAUUCGGGAUGUUCGUGCCUUCAUCGAUGCGUCCAGGCCUGGCGGGGAAAGAAAUUACCAGUUGCAGACUAUGGGGUUCCCCCCCAAGAAACUCAACGAUCUGGAUCAGACGAUAGAGCAAGCUGGAAUAGCUAAUUCGGUGGUUAUCCAAAAGUUCUAAGUGGCUUCCUGGGAGAAGUCAGAAGUGCUACUCUCAGAUUAAAUUAAGCUCCGUCGCAUGUUUAUUAUUCAGAAAACUUGCCCCCGAAUGAGAUCCAAACGACCCUUAGGAGACAUAUUCUUGCUGCAAAGCAAGAGUUUUUGGUUGUUGAAGUGUGGAUGCCAAUCUCAUUGAAUUCUUCAGUUAAAACCGGGAAGAAUAGAUAUUUCCUUCUAGCC